Molecule: messenger RNA, 3117 nt
Organism: Dendroctonus ponderosae (mountain pine beetle)
Lineage: Eukaryota; Metazoa; Arthropoda; Insecta; Coleoptera; Curculionidae
Product: zinc finger protein OZF
Exons: 3
Coding region: 317-1921 (534 amino acids)
Biological process (GO): regulation of transcription by RNA polymerase II
Cellular component (GO): nucleus
Molecular function (GO): RNA polymerase II cis-regulatory region sequence-specific DNA binding; DNA-binding transcription factor activity, RNA polymerase II-specific; zinc ion binding
Source: RefSeq, a predicted model, not a curated record
CCUACUUAGUUUCGUACUAGAAAAUUGCUUAAAAUAAAAAGUAAAAGCACAUGUAUAGAAAUUAACUUAAACCAGAGCUUAAACUUCCGCUUGUCCUGGCAACACUGUAUGACAGUGUUGACGUCAUGGAACUGAGAGCAAAAUAUCAACAAACCGGAUUUCACUUUAAUUACAGAGUUAAUUAUUAGUAAUCGGUAAUCGGUACGUUUGUUCGGCUAAUUCUAAUUUACACCUGUUUUUACAGCCUGAAGAAAUAUAAAUUUAAUAAUAUAUUUAAAUAGCUGGUGCGUACAGUAUUAUUUAAAAUAAUAACAAAAUGGCACAUCUCUUGGAAGAUAAUGAAGAGGCAUUAAGCACUUUGCACCAAGUUACCUUAAUUGAAAGCAAAGUUUCUAGUGAUGAUUUGGACCAAGAUAACUCGAAGCAUUUCAAUAGUUCAAAAGACAAAAAUGAUAACUUCCAAUUGAAGGUUUUACCCAGAGAUUUUACUGAGAAAAUAUGUCGAACUUGUUUUAACGAAAUAACUGCUGACGCGCGUAUACCACUCAACAUGCCAGAUGAUCCAGGUUAUUUGGAAAACCUCAUACAUUUGUGCCUUCCUAAAGUAGAUUUGCUUCUCACUAAAGAUCCCAUGAUUUGUCGUCAGUGCUACAGAAAUUUAGAAGAGUUCUACAGCUUCUCAAUUAAUUGUAUGAAAACGGAAGUAGAGUUACAGGCUUAUUGCAGUAUGAAUCAGUCCAAUAAUCCUAUAGAUAUUUCUGAUUUUUUGCGACACGCCAUGAAAUAUGGCUCAGACUUCAUUGCUGUUAAAGAAGAAAGUCAAAACUUGAUUGCCGAUGUUUUACGUGAUAAUAGUGAUAAUUUUGACUCAGAUUCUAAUGAUUUCGAUGUGAAAACAGAGAACGAAUAUAAUGCAGACAUUUCCGUAAUUGAAUCUAAGAGUAAAUAUGGACAAGUAAGGUCACGGGGAACAAAAACAAGGAAUUUAAGGGGUUCAACGAAAAACAGAAAAUUCAGUUCUAAGGAUUUAUUAGAAACUCAAGUGAAGUGUGAGACCUGUGGACAUAAGUUCACAACCAAAUGGGCUUUGGACAGACACGUCCCUGUACAUAAUAUUCAAAAUUCACAUUACUCUUGUGAAUUUUGCAACCUUAAGUUCAAAUAUAAAAAUAGUUAUGAGAAACAUUUAAAUGCCCACGUAACUGGGGCUCCAAUGUCGAAACCGUUUGCUUGCGAAUGUGGAAAGUUUUUCAAUAGAAAGUCGAAAUUGAAAAAACAUCAAGAAAUUCAUUCCAAGAAGGAGAAGCCUUUCGCAUGUACCAGCUGUGGGAAACGAUUUCUUGAUCAAAAGUUACUGGAUGGUCAUGUGGAACGGGUGCACAUCAACGAAAAGGCAUUCAGUUGUGAGUUGUGUGGAAACAAGUAUACCAACAAACCAGGUCUAGAUGUGCACAUCAAAUCCCAUUUUCCUAAUGAAAAUCCUAGACCAGAACCAGAUCUAAUGUGUGAUAUAUGUGGGAAACUAUUUUAUAGAAAAUAUAGUCUGGAAAAACAUCACAUGAGCCACACUGGUGAUAAACCUCAUGAGUGUGAUCAGUGUGAUAUGAAAUUUAAAGAAAGAUAUCAAUUGACUAUUCACAUGCGGAAACACACAGGGGAAAAGCCGUUUAACUGUGAAGUAUGCGACUUUAAGUUUUCCUGUAAAAACCGAUUAGGUGUUCACAUGAGGAAACAUACUGGCGUCCGACCAUUUCCUUGUCAACUUUGUGAUAUGGCGUUUACGAGGAAUGAUCAUUUGAUGAAACAUGUUCGAGCCAUUCAUACUGGCGAACGGCCUUUUGAAUGUGAUAUUUGUAACAAAACGUUUAAUAGAAAAGAUUAUCUUUUGAAGCAUAAAAAAGUGCACAACAAGUCCUCAUAGUAAAUGGAGAUUUUAUUAAGUUAAGAUUUUGGUUAGUUUGGUUUAGUUCGAACACUUUAUUUAUUAGGGUUUUACGUACUUCAGUGUAAGUUAACUUUUUGAGGAUGGGCGAUAUGGCAUUUUGUGGAAAUCUAGUUAUUCAACGUAAGAAACACUUAUAUCAUUACUAGAAUAGGCGCGAUAGUGGGGUGUUUUUCUAUGUCUCAAUCCCUUGUGGAAAAUGAAUUAGUGGCAUAAAUCUAGUUUUCUAUUUUAUCUCUCACGAAGGAGAAAUCGCCGGUCUUAUUUCUUUAGAGAGCUAGUAAAUGCGCAUAUAAUAAAAAUAUUGACUGGCUGGUAUACAUACAUUUUUGAAUUUUUAUAUAAAUUUUAAAUGCUGGUUACAUAAAAUAUAAGCGAAACCUUCAUCACUUUUAGUUAUCAGCUAAAAUGUUGCAGCACAGAUGAAAGCGUUUUUUCUCAUGGAAUAUGUAUUAUUUGAUUUUAUUUUUGAAGUUUUAUGAAAAUUUUAUAUACUGUUUACAUAAAAUAUGAGCGAAAACUUGAUAGUGUUUUAGUUAUUCGGCUUUAACAAUUAAAAUUAGCAAUUUCAUCGUGCUGAUAAAUCGACAAUUUCUCCGAUCAAGAGAAACGAUUCUUACUAAUUAAGUGACUUGCCUGUGCAAUAACCCCUCUCAAAUCUACUCUAGUAAUCUGCGCCACUUCUAUGGCUAUCGUUUCUUCAUAGACGCAAAAAUCUAUUAUAUAUUGUGCCAGAAAAUGAGAACCCAAAACGCGAAAGUGUUGAAAGUCAUCAAAUUCAAUCUAGUCCUUUAUUCGGAACAAAGACAUUGUUAGAUAAAUGGUCGUGCUCUUGCUAUAGAUGAUUAACCAAAAUUUAUUUUUGUUUUUAAAAUGAACUGAAAAUUAUGAGAUUUAAAAAAAUAUUUCAAUGAGAAUCCGAGCUAAUGAAAAUUAUCUAGAAAUGUUGCUUGAGUUCUGUUGUAGGAUUGCAAAUCUAACACUGACUCUCAUCACUUCCGUUCUUAUUUAUUAGCGUAAUACUUUGAAUAGUAAUUGUUUUAUUAUCUUUAUUAUUUGUUAUGUAUUGUAAUAAUUUUAAGCAUUCUACUGCACACGUUAAAUGUUAUAUAUUUAAAGGUUACAUGCAUAUAUUUUUUAUACUUGUUUCUAAAUAAAUAUUUUAAUUUCGAAUA